GCGGCGGCGGCGCGGGCGCGCGGGGGGUAGGGCGAGGGGUGCGGCGGCGGGGGCGCGCGAGCGGGGCGGUGUGGGGCUCGAGGGCGCGUCCACGUGGCCGGCGGGCGGCCACCCGGAGCCAGCGGCGGCGGAGGGACAGGCCCACCCCCGGGGCAGCCGCCGGCCAUGCCCGCCGUCGGCCUCCUCCUGCUGUUCCUCCUUGCCGUGGGGCGGGCCCUGGGAGGCAGCACGCCCUUCCCUGCCUUCUCAGUGACGGACACCUCGCUCACCCACCUGGCCGUGCACCGGGUGACCGGGGAGGUGUUUGUGGGCGCGGUGAAUCGCGUCUUCAAGCUGGCCCCCAACCUGACCGAGCUGCGGGUCCAUGUCACGGGGCCCGUCGAGGACAAUGCUCGCUGCUACCCACCCCCCAGCAUGCGUGUCUGUGCCCACCGCCUGGCGCCUGUGGACAACGUGAACAAACUGCUGCUCAUAGACUACGCAGCCCGCCGCCUGCUGGCCUGCGGCAGCAUCUGGCAGGGCAUCUGCCAGUUCCUGCGCCUGGACGACCUCUUCAAGCUGGGCGAGCCGCACCACCGCAAGGAGCACUACCUGUCGGGGGCCCAGGAGCCUGACUCCAUGGCGGGCGUCAUCGUGGAGCAGGGCCAGGGGCCCAGCAAGCUGUUCGUGGGCACCGCCGUGGAUGGCAAGUCUGAGUACUUCCCCACCCUGAGCUCCCGAAAGCUCAUCGGCGACGAGGACGGCGCCGACAUGUUCAGUCUGGUGUACCAGGACGAGUUCGUCUCCUCUCAGAUCAAGAUCCCCUCAGACACGCUGUCCUUGUACCCAGCCUUUGACAUCUACUACGUCUACGGCUUUGUGAGCGCCUCCUUCGUGUACUUCCUGACACUGCAGCUGGAUACCCAGCAGACACUGCUGGACACGGCAGGCGAGAAAUUCUUCACGUCCAAGAUCGUGCGCAUGUGCUCGGGGGACUCGGAGUUCUACUCGUACGUGGAGUUCCCCAUCGGCUGCUCUUGGCGCGGCGUGGAGUACCGCCUGGUGCAGAGCGCCCACCUGGCCAAGCCCGGCCUGCUGCUGGCCCAGGCCCUGGGUGUGCCGGCCGACGAGGACGUCCUCUUCACCAUCUUCUCUCAGGGCCAGAAGAACCGGGCCAGCCCGCCGCGGCAGACCGUCCUCUGCCUCUUCACCCUCAGCAGCAUCAAUGCCCACAUCCGGCGCCGCAUCCAGUCCUGCUACCGUGGGGAGGGCACGCUGGCCCUGCCUUGGCUGCUGAACAAGGAGCUGCCCUGCAUCAACACCCCCAUGCAGAUAAAUGGAAACUUCUGCGGGCUGGUGUUGAACCAGCCGCUGGGCGGGCUGCACGUGAUCGAGGGGCUGCCCCUGCUAGCCGACAGUACCGAUGGCAUGGCCAGUGUGGCCGCCUACACGUACCAGAAGCACUCUGUGGUCUUCAUCGGCACCCGCGGCGGCAGUCUGAAGAAGGUACGGGUUGACGGCUCUCAGGAGGCCCACCUGUAUGAGACGGUGCCUGUGGUGGACGGCAGCCCCAUACUCCGUGACCUGCUCUUCAGCCCCGACCACCGGCACGUCUACCUCCUGAGCGAGAAGCAGGUGAGCCAGCUCCCGGUGGAGACCUGCGAGCAGUACCCAAGCUGUGCAGCCUGCCUGGGCUCGGGGGACCCGCACUGCGGGUGGUGCGUGCUGCAGCACAGAUGCUGCCGCCAUGGGGCCUGUCCAGGCGCCUCGGCCCUGCAUGGCUUCGCCAAGGAGCUGAGCAAGUGCGUCCAGGUGCGGGUCCGGCCCAACAAUGUGUCGGUGACAUCGCCUGGGGUGCAGCUGACCGUGGCCAUAAGCAACGUGCCGGACCUCAGUGCGGGCGUGAGCUGCGCCUUCGAGGAGGUGACCGAGAGCGAGGCCGUCCUGCUGCCCUCUGGAGAGUUACGCUGUCCAUCGCCUUCCCUGCAGGAGCUCCGGGCUCUCACCCGGGGGCACGGGGCCACGCGCACCGUGCAGCUGCAGCUGCUCUCCAAGGAGAGCGGCGUGAGGUUUGCCGGGGCCGACUUUGUCUUCUACAACUGCAGCGUCCUCCACUCGUGCAUGUCCUGCGUCGGCAGCCCUUACCCCUGCCACUGGUGUAAGUACCGCCACAUGUGUACCAGCCACCCCCAUGAGUGCUCCUUCCAGGAGGGCAGGGUCCACAGCACCGAGGGCUGCCCUGAGAUCCUGCCCAGUGGGGACCUCCUGAUCCCAGUAGGCGUCAUGCAGCCUCUCACUCUGCGGGCCAAGAACCUGCCGCAGCCCCAGUCGGGCCAGAAGAACUACGAGUGCGUGGUCCGGGUGCAGGGGCGGCAGCAGCGGGUGCCUGCCGUGCGCUUCAACAGCAGCAGCGUGCAAUGCCAGAACGCCUCGUAUUCCUAUGAAGGUGAUGAGUAUGGUGACACCGAGCUGGACUUCUCCGUGGUCUGGGAUGGAGAUUUCCCCAUCGAUAAGCCCGCUACCUUCCGAGCCCUCCUGUACAAGUGCUGGGCGCAGCGGCCCAGCUGUGGCCUCUGCCUCAAGGCUGACCCUCGCUUCAACUGUGGCUGGUGCAUCUCGGAGCAUAGGUGCCAGCUGCGGGCCCACUGCCCGGCCCCCAAGACCAACUGGAUGCACCCAAACCAGAAGGGCGCUCGCUGCAGCCACCCCCGCAUUGCCCAGAUCCACCCGCUCAUGGGGCCCAAGGAGGGAGGCACCCGGAUCACCAUCGUGGGCGAGAACCUGGGCCUCACCUCCCGAGACGUGGGCGUGCGGGUGGCCGGCGUGCGCUGCAACGCCAUCCCCACCGAAUACGUCAGUGCCGAGAGGAUCGUGUGUGAGAUGGAGGAGUCUCUGGUGCCCAGCCCGCCACCGGGGCCCGCGGAGCUCUGCGUCAGCGACUGCUCGGCUGACUUCCGCACGCAGUCUGAGCAGCUCUACAGCUUCGUGACGCCCACGUUCGACCGCGUGAGUCCCAGUCGGGGCCCAGCCUCGGGGGGCACGCGAAUCACCAUUUCCGGUCAUUCUCUGGACGCCGGCAGCAGAGUCACAGUGACCAUGAGAGACAGCGAGUGCCAGUUCGUGAGGAGGGAUCCUGAAGUGAUCGUGUGCAUCUCGCCUGUCUCCACCCUGGGCCCGAGCCAGGCCCCCAUCACCCUGGCCAUCGACCGCGCCAACAUAUCCAGUCCCGGCGUCCUCUACACCUACACUCAGGACCCCACCGUCACUCGCCUCGAGCCCACCUGGAGCAUCAUCAAUGGAAGCACCGCCAUCACUGUGAGUGGGACCCACCUGCUGACGGUCCAGGAGCCCCGGGUCCGGGCCAAGUACCGAGGCAUCGAGACCACCAACACGUGCCAGGUGAUCAACGACACUGCCAUGCUGUGUAAGGCCCCCGGCAUCUUCCUGGGGCGCCCCCAGCCGCAGGCCCAGGGUGAGCACCCUGACGAGUUCGGCUUCCUGCUGGACCACGUGCAGACGGCCCGUUCCCUCAACCGGUCCUCCUUCACCUACUACCCCGACCCCAGCUUCGAGCCACUCGGGCCCUCUGGGGUCCUGGAUGUCAAACCUGGCUCCCACGUAGUGCUGAAGGGCAAGAAUCUGAUCCCUGUGGCGGCUGGCAGCUCCCGCCUCAACUACACGGUGCUGAUCGGGGGCCAGCCGUGCACGCUCACCGUCUCAGACACGCAACUCCUGUGUGACUCCCCCAGCCAGACGGGCCGGCAGCCGGUCAUGGUGCUGGUGGGCGGCCUGGAGUUCUGGCUGGGCACCCUGCACAUCAUGGCCGAUCGGGCGCUGACCCUGCCGGCUGUGGUGGGGCUGGCGGCGGGGGGCGGGCUGCUGCUGCUGGCCAUCACCGCCGUGCUGGUCGCCUACAAACGCAAGACUCAGGAUGCCGAUCGCACGCUCAAGCGCCUCCAGCUCCAGAUGGACAACUUGGAGUCCCGGGUGGCCCUGGAAUGCAAGGAAGCCUUCGCUGAGCUGCAGACAGACAUCAACGAGCUGACAAACCACAUGGAUGGCGUGCAGAUCCCCUUCCUGGACUACCGGACCUACGCCGUGCGUGUGCUCUUCCCGGGCAUCGAGGCCCACCCAGUGCUCAAGGAGCUGGAUACACCCCCCAAUGUCGAGAAGGCCCUGCGUCUCUUUGGGCAGCUGCUGCACAGCCGCGCCUUCGUGCUCACCUUUAUCCACACUCUGGAGGCUCAGAGCAGCUUCUCCAUGCGCGACCGUGGCACUGUGGCCUCGCUCACUAUGGUGGCCCUGCAGAGCCGCCUCGAUUAUGCCACGGGGCUGCUCAAGCAACUGCUGGCGGACCUCAUCGAGAAGAACCUCGAGAGCAAGAACCACCCAAAGCUGCUCUUGCGCAGGACCGAGUCGGUGGCUGAGAAGAUGCUCACCAACUGGUUCACCUUCCUGCUGCAUAAGUUUCUGAAGGAGUGCGCCGGGGAGCCGCUCUUCCUGCUCUACUGCGCCAUCAAGCAGCAGAUGGAGAAGGGCCCCAUCGACGCCAUCACGGGCGAGGCCCGCUACUCCCUGAGCGAGGACAAGCUCAUCCGGCAGCAGAUCGACUACAAGACGCUGACCCUGCACUGUGUGUGCCCGGAGAGCGAGGGCAGCGCUCAGGUCCCGGUGAAGGUUCUCAAUUGUGACAGUAUCACCCAGGCCAAAGACAAGCUGCUAGAUGCUGUGUACAAGGGCAUCCCCUACUCUCAGCGCCCCAGAGCUGAGGACAUGGACCUAGAAUGGCGCCAGGGCCGCAUGGCCCGCAUCAUUCUCCAGGACGAGGAUGUCACCACCAAAAUCGAGUGUGACUGGAAGAGGGUCAACUCACUGGCCCACUACCAGGUGACAGACGGUUCCUUGGUGGCACUGGUGCCCAAACAAGUGUCAGCCUACAACAUGGCCAACUCCUUCACCUUCACCCGCUCUCUCAGCCGUUAUGGGCUCCGAGAUGGAGGGGAGCGAGGCCACGGCGAUGGCCUAAGGGGCACACCACCCUCUGCCCCAGAGAGCUUGCUCCGCACGGCCAGCAGCCCUGACAGCCUCCGCUCUCGGGCACCCAUGAUCACGCCCGACCAGGAGACGGGCACCAAGCUGUGGCACCUGGUGAAGAACCACGACCACGCCGACCACCGAGAGGGAGACCGAGGCAGCAAGAUGGUCUCGGAGAUCUACCUGACGCGGCUGCUGGCCACCAAGGGCACACUGCAGAAGUUCGUGGAUGACCUCUUCGAGACCGUGUUCAGCACGGCGCACCGGGGCUCGGCCCUGCCUCUGGCCAUCAAGUACAUGUUCGACUUCCUGGACGAGCAGGCCGACCAGCGGCAGAUCAGCGAUCCCGACGUGCGCCACACCUGGAAGAGCAACUGCCUGCCCCUGCGCUUCUGGGUGAAUGUGAUCAAGAACCCGCAGUUCGUCUUCGACAUCCACAAGAGCAGCAUCACGGACGCCUGCCUGUCGGUGGUGGCCCAGACCUUCAUGGACUCCUGCUCCACGUCCGAGCACCGCCUGGGCAAGGACUCACCCUCCAACAAGCUGCUCUACGCCAAGGACAUCCCCAACUACAAGAGCUGGGUGGAGAGGUACUACCGGGACAUAGGCAAGAUGGCGUCCAUCAGCGACCAGGACAUGGACGCGUACCUGGUGGAGCAGUCCCGUCUCCACGCCAGUGACUUCAACGUCCUGAGCGCGCUCAGUGAGCUCUACUUCUACGUUGCCAAGUACCGCCAGGAGGUUCUCACCGCUCUGGACCGAGAUGCCUCUUGCCGGAAGCAGAAGCUGCGCCAGAAGCUGGAACAGAUCAUCGGCCUCGCGUCCAGCAACAGCUAAGGGAGGCGGACCCCGUGAGGAGGGGGCUUCUCAGUCCUGAGCCAUCCCCCCGUGCAGAGGGGCGUCUCCCGCCUGGGUCCCGGGGCUGAGCCCUGGAUCGGGUGGCAUGAGGUCACCGGGCCAAGAUGCCCUGGGCACAGCCGGGCCCCCAUCAUUAGUGCCUUGCUUUGGGCCCUGCGUGGGGAGGGGGUGACCGGACCAGGCCCCCCGACCCGGCAGCAGCAAUACCCCCGCCCUCCCACCCUCGUGCCGGGGGUUGUGGUCGCCCCUGCCCUCCUUGCUAUUUAUACCCCAACCACCUAUUUAUUUAAUUUAUCUCCACCUCACCGUCGUCUCCAUCUGUAAAUACGCGCCCCCUACUCCCCCGCCCCCCAGAGGUUGCCAGCCUCACUCACCUUCUCUCCUUGAGUCCUCCCGGCUCCCUUGUGACAGGGUCAGCCUUGGCCUAGCCUCUGGCCCCGCCCCCUUGCCCUGGCUGGCCCCACCCAUGCCGAGGACGGGGCCUCGGCACCAGCAGCCCUUGGGGCGGGUGAGGCACCGAAGUUGCCCUCGGACGGUGGCUCGGCCAAGGGGUCCCCCUGCGGCCACUGCAGCAGCCCCUCCAGACUUCUCGGGCCGGGACUGUACCCCCUCCCGGGGCCCCGAUCUCUCUCAGCGCCUGAAGAGCUUGAACCAGACUCCUGCCAGAGUGUGAGCUGGGCCUGGGGGCACCGAACUCCCCUUCUCCGGGCCCUGCUGCCAAACCCCCUCGGUGUGGUCUGCGUGUCCGGACCCCUCAUCCUCCGCUGCCCUGUCCUGCGCCCGCCCCGAGGGGCAGAGGCGGCAGUGCCUUACUCCUUCGUCCUUCUGCCUCCUUGGAGGAAUCUGGCCCCGGCCCGCGCUCCUGGAAACCCACUUGGCCCCUUUUUCUCUUUUUUGCAUGAGGUUUUCUUUGUCCUCGUAAUUUUUUUGCCUAAUUAAAUGUUGAGAAAUGGA
Molecule: messenger RNA, 6825 nt
Organism: Balaenoptera acutorostrata (minke whale)
Lineage: Eukaryota; Metazoa; Chordata; Mammalia; Artiodactyla; Balaenopteridae
Gene: PLXNA3
Product: plexin A3
Exons: 33
Coding region: 166-5850 (1894 amino acids)
Biological process (GO): regulation of cell shape; semaphorin-plexin signaling pathway involved in axon guidance; negative regulation of cell adhesion
Cellular component (GO): semaphorin receptor complex
Molecular function (GO): semaphorin receptor activity; protein binding
Source: RefSeq, a predicted model, not a curated record